Molecule: messenger RNA, 870 nt
Organism: Haemonchus placei
Lineage: Eukaryota; Metazoa; Nematoda; Chromadorea; Rhabditida; Trichostrongylidae
Source: the annotation of a GenBank genome assembly
AUGGUUGGGGUGACCUCGUUUGCCGAUUUACCGCCAGAAAUGAUCGAGAAGAUUUUGGAAAAGAUCGACUGUCACAGCAUUCGGGCAGCACAAACUGUAUGUAGGCAAUGGCGGAAUAUUAUCAAUCGGAGGCGGCAUCGAAUGAAUCGACAACGUGUACAAGAGAUCUAUAUCACCGAUGAUCAGGAAGCGGCAGUGACGUUGACGAUCACACAUCUAUCACCAUCAUUUGAGAGCAUAUCGAAUGUAAAAAUAGCAGAAUAUAAGGAGCUCUUCGAUUGCCUUUGGAUAUAUGCACCCAAGAGGUUGAGCAUCAGUGCUACGAGAAAUGAACUUAGAACAGCUCUCGAAGGUAUUCCCGACUGGUGGUUUCUCAGCAUCCAAACACUUGGCAUCUAUGAGAGUGCAUGUGACAUCGACGCACUGUCCCUGGUGUCCAAAGCUCCCCAUUGUGCUUCACUCCGUAUUGAUCCCUGCUUCACCGUCGACAGCGUGACGUCGUUACUGGAUUGCAUGAGACAAAUUCACGAAUUGAAAAUUCGAACUAAGUCGAAGACGAUCACUGCCGAUGACACGACUAUCGAUGCGUUGAUACCAUUAUCAAUUGCCUGUCCCCAGGGAUUGCAGUCGUUCUGGGUCGAUUCCAUAUCUACGGAUUUUUCGCUAGCAAAAAUGUUUGAACUGUUCGAGAAAGGUCACUUUUCACCACGAUGUUCACUUCUAUUCGAGAAAGUGCACGGAUCCGAGUCAGCCCUUAGGAAUUGGAUUACUACCCAUGCUCAACAAGUACUCUACGCAUCCGAGCAGACAUAUAAUUUUGCCUAUCGUGACGUGGAAAUUGGUAUUUCCGUCGAGCAAUUCGUGCCUUAA